UAUCCAAUACUUUUACCGGAUAUGCUUUGAAAGAUAACAACAUCUCAACUUCUGCCUUCUUCACCAUCACCAAAAUCAUUCAACUUAUACAUAUAUGUAUGAUUUGUUCUUACGUGGCCCUGAGAUGAUUGCUUCAAAGUCCACCUCCUCCAAUACUGACAUUUUUUUUUUUUAAUUUAAUGUUUUGGUCUGCUCGAGUGACAAUUCAACCAACCUGUGUAGCCAUUAAGCAGCCUGAAAUCGCACAUUGUCCCUCACUUUCUUUCACGAUCUCCUUUGAUCUUCACCUUAUUCUUUUUGUCCUCGGAAUUGUUUUCAUCAUUUGCAUGGACCGGUCAAGAAGCACUCGGUCCCCAUGAAACCCAGAGGUAGAAUCUCUCUCAGCCGUCGGAUCAUUCCACGUUCAGUCGCCAUCCACCGUGGUCAUGGCACCACCAAGCUCCCUCUCCUCUUUCUUCUUCUCUUCCUCGGCGGCGGUUUCCCUGUCCGUAUGGCUCAAACCACGUCAGGUGCGACCAGCCCGGGCGGUUCUCAAAACGAAACAAGCUUCGACCCAACCUUGGCCAUUCUCAUGAUCGUCCUCGUCAGCGUUUUCUUCUUCCUCGGGUUCUUCUCCGUCUAUAUACGCCGUUGCCUGGAGCAAGCCCUCGGCAUCGACUACGGCCGCUCCUUCGACCCGGGAAACUGGCUCUCUCAAAGACAAGCGGCGCGUGGGCUCGACGCGUCUGUCAUCGAGACGUUCCCUACGUUUCGUUACUCGACCGUGAAGGCGCUCAGGAUCAGCAAAGAAGCGCUCGAGUGUCCUGUCUGUCUCAACGACUUCCACGACGACGAAACGCUGCGUUUGAUACCCAAUUGCUGCCACGUGUUCCAUCCUGAUUGCAUCGACGCCUGGCUCCGAUCUCGCGCCACGUGUCCCCUCUGCCGCCUCAAUCUCGUUUCCGUACCGAGCGAGCCCUUCUCUCUUCAAAUACCAGAUCCGGCCCGAGAAUCCGCGCACGUAUUUCCCGAUCGAAGUCGAGUUUCGGGUUCUCCGGACGCGAGGUUGAUUGACUCGGUGGCUUGGACCAAUCAUAGCAUGCCACGUCGAUCGAUGUCUACCGGGUUGCUAAGGCGGUCGGAAUGGAUCGGUACACCGGUUAAUUUGGAGCGGUUUACGCUGAGGUUACCGCAGGAGGUACAUGAUCAGUUGGUGUGCUCGAGCUCAAAAAGCAACGUGGUGUUGCCUCAAGCCAGAAGUUCGGUGAGAGGGUACAGAAGUGGAAGCCUUGGGAGCGAGAGAAAUUAUUUCUACUACGAACGGUUCGACGAAGACGGCCGGUUGGGCCGCAGACCGUUCUCUAUAACUCCCCCAUACCGAACCGGUUCGCUCCAUUCUCCAGGAGGUGAUGAUCAGGUGGGUGGUGGUACAUCCAAGGGCUUUCUUCUCGCUAUGCAAUCACCGUUGGAUCGAUUGAUUCUUGGAAAAAAGAAUGUUGGUCAAUGUUCGUCGGAUCAACUUAGAUCGGGAGAUAAGAGUCCUGUCUAGACGACGUCCCAUAAUUGUGGUUUUUUGUGAAAAUUCCCGUACAUAAUUUUUUUUUUAAAAAUUUCCAGCCCGUUUUGUUACGUAAUCGAAUGUUUACUGCUGCCACAUGGUACCCAAUUAUUCGGACUAAAAUUUACGGGGUAAAUGUGAAAUAAAUUAGUUAUGUAAGGAAAGUUGUGCAAUUUCGUAAACCUUGAAGCAACCACGAUUACUU
This is a messenger RNA of Tarenaya hassleriana, 1742 nucleotides long. RefSeq names its product RING-H2 finger protein ATL11-like. Bases 356 to 1528 code for a protein of 390 amino acids. The record is from RefSeq and is a predicted model, not a curated record. The transcript has a single exon. Lineage: Eukaryota; Viridiplantae; Streptophyta; Magnoliopsida; Brassicales; Cleomaceae.